Peronospora matthiolae is the source of this 141-nucleotide messenger RNA. The record is from the annotation of a GenBank genome assembly. NCBI's taxonomy places the organism in Eukaryota, Oomycota, Peronosporomycetes, Peronosporales, Peronosporaceae.
AUGCGCGACAUCGUGGUGUUUGGAUCGACGUGCGACUUACGACAAGACCCAGGAAAGAACUCCCUGCAGCGGCAAUCCGAGAAGGGGACGAUCAUUGGCCGCAACGACGAGACGAAGGGCUACAAGAUGUGCUUGAGGUAG